CAGACGAAAACACGCACGGCACGGCAUUGCACCGGCUCUGAAUUUGAAUCGAUUUCCUUUUCACACAUAUUUCUCAUUCACUCUUAUUCACAUACCGACGAACUUUAAGGAAUCCGAAAAAUGGACGUCAGUUCUACAAAGUUGCUGAACCUUUCGUUCUCGACAAACAUUUCGAUGGGACCAAGAACGCCGCGAUCUGGCGCGAGACGAUCUGUGCUUGGCCUUCCCACUGCAAGCCGAUCUACGCGAGGCAGCGUGUCCGGAAGGUCUACCCAGUCUGCAAUGGUCAUCUGCAGGACACCGUACCACGUCGUUGAAAGCUAUGGAUCACCCUUGCCGGUUAUGGUCACAGAGGCCGUCGCUUACGCUGAUCGACAUUCAACAGUCAGCGUGCGUCUCAGCAAAUCAGGAUGGGCCUGGCUGGUGUGCGGCCGCAGGCUGCUGGUUUGGCAGUACAGGCAAGAUGGGCAGUCCAAGUGGGCCUCCGUGAGUCAGUGCCGAGAACUGACACUGCCGCCAAGCGACCUCGCGCACAGGGCUGAGCUGGUCACUGUGUUCACCCAUAAAAAGGCGUCUGUGCCGUCCUGCAUCGCAGUUACCCCUGAGGGUGCCGUUCGGUACUGGGCUAGUGUUGCUCAUGAGGGAUCGUGGAUCGAAGAAAAUGCGGAUCUGCUCGGCCAAGAGUGCGAAUCACUGAGUGGAAUCACUGCCGUUGGCUGCGUUUUGGCCACCACAACCUCAACCCUCUGUCUCUUGUCUCCAGUCACAAUCAACGGCCGCCAGUCAAUCGCUUGCAGAACCCUUCGUUCUUCGCAAGGCUGGCUGGGAGGCAUUAGCCGCCGCAUGUCUUCAAUAAUCUGGGGCUCCAUGCCAGCAGCACAAACUUCAGAGACGCGCCUUGUUAAAGUCCUGACCCAGACCAAUGGUGACUCUGAGUGCAAGCUGCUGGUGCUGGCGGGACUGAGUUUGCAAAAAUGGGUUCUCUGCAACAAAGAGACGGAGCGACUCAUUUUUGAGUUUGACAUGAGCAGACUCUUGAGGAAUAGUUUUGCCAAUGAUGAUUGGGAACAAAACAAUACUAAUGCCCAGGAUUUGAGCAUCUGGCUCCUUGAUAUGGCGAAAAUGGAAACCGGAGUCCUCAUUCUGGCUGCUGCGGCCAACUUGACCGUAUCACCUCAGAUUCACUAUGCAGCAGUUUUGGUUGCAUCUGACAAUGACAGGGCACCAGAUUCGUUCCAAAUGUUCUGCCCAUUUAUUAAGGUGACUGGUGUUCACCAAGGGGAAGAAACAGAAUGUGAAGACUUGAACUACCGCUUUGUAGUCUAUGGAAAUUCUGCAUUCAUUUACAACAAGAAGGCAAUCAUAGCUGUCCCAGUCACAAUCAAUGAAACCAGUUCUGACAUGGACAGACUUGACUUUCCAAGCGCUCCAGGCGAUGCCAUUUUAACUGGAAAUGUGUACAGAACCACUCCUGUAUUCUACUCUAAAAUACACGGCGUGAUUUCUGUAACCGACACUGAUGUCUCACCAAUGGAUGUGAUGAAUGCGUCCAUGUACAGUGAAUCUCCAUCAGAGCGAAUCCUGUACUCAAAUCAGAUGCCAUCAGCGCAGUCUUCCUUUCAGCAUGAAUCUUUCAGGGAACACACCUUCACAGAUGGAGGAAUGCCCAAUGAAGACAUAACACCUGAAGCAGAUUGUGUCACUAAACUGAAGCAGGCAUUUGUUUUGCACAAUAGGAGAGAAAUGGCUCUGUGCAAGGAAGUUUUAGACUCGGUCUUGCCGAAAGAGGUCGAAAGGGGAGUUGAGGUUGAUGCUCCACUCGAUCUUGUCAUUGUCAGAGUCAGCAAGGACAUAAUAAAUGACAUGCCGGCCUCUGACCCUCGUUGGUCUGAAACUAGCAGUGGAGCUAUAUUUGGCACUUCAAGCUCCCUUCAAGUCCAGCAGCAGUUGCAAGGAAAGCAGCAGACGUUGGAGCUGUACAUCAACUUCCUCAAAUCUGUCAACAUUUGGAAUAAACUGUCUGCUGUCACUGCGAGAGGAGUUGUGAUUGCGACAUCGCUUGCCUUGCAAGAGCAUGCUGAGAAAGUAGCGGCUGCCCUGACCCUGAGGUCGCUCCACUCCUCGCACGCUGAGCUUCUGGACAAGGCCAUCAAAGCCACUCUCUCUGCCAGGAACGCAAGGUCUAGCUCCGCUUCACUGACCCAAAUAGACUUGUUCUUCAGAGAGGUAUCUGAGGUGCACGAGAUUUUGAUUACUCUGGGACAGUGGAGUCGGGAAAUUGUGCACAGUAACAAGACGCCAUCAGAAGUUGUUGCUGCACUCCAAGAAGUCAACCAUAUUUUCCUGGAAACUCUCCAAGAGGUUGCAGACUUCCGUAAACACCACCGCAGCAUGUUCAGUUCUGAAUCAAUGUUCUGCUCUGAUAUGAUCGAGUAUCUCCCAUGGACCGCGUCGCCUCACGAUGAAGGCUUGCGGGUUGUUCUUACCGAAUUGCUGUCGAGGAACUUCCAAUACGCCGCUCGUCAAUGCUCUGGAGACCAAAUGAUAUACUCUACUCUGUGCGUUGAGCUGAUGAAUUUGGCUGAUCUUUUGCUUGAGGGUUACAUUUCUCAUUUGGAGAGCUUGAAAGGCAGUGAGAAAUAUGAUCUGCUUGUCCACCAGUACGAAAUCCAGCGACGCAAGAUUAUUCAACCAUUUGUUGAUGAAUCGAUGACCGAGCAGGCCAUGAAACUUGCUGAAAAAUACCUUGACUUCCACACACUUGUACACAUAUGCGACUCAAUGGGCAACGAUGAAAGGCUAGAAAAUUACAUGCAGAAAUUCGCUGAUGAGGGAUUUUCCGAGUUUUUAUUCGGCUGGUACAUGAAGGAGGGCAAACAAGACAAGCUAAUGAACCUCUUUGGAGGAAGCGUGCGGCCAAUGCAGCAUCAGCAAGCGCUAGUCGGCUUCCUCUCGCAGCAUCCACAUCUGGCUUGGCUGCAGGCAGUGAGGACUGGAAAUUACGCUGCCGCCAGCUCCACGCUCUUUCAACUGGCCCAAGAGCAAACUGAGAGGCUGGCUAGGAAGAAGACAAUGCUGUCCCUUGCCAAAUUAUCUUCAUUGGCGAUGGAAGAGUCAGAGCACAAGAUAGAAGAACAUGUUAAGCCGAUUGAUGAUGCUCUAAAUUUAUGUGAAAUCCAGGAGACUUUGCCGCAGAGUAUAUACGACUUCCUAAACCAAGAAGUGGACAACAUCAGUGUUUUGCCUCCUUCUCAGAUGGUUAAGCUCUACGUCAGCGAGGAAAAUACGAACGCAAAUGGAUUUGAUUUCAAGAAGGCCAUAGACUUGCUUCACUAUGUUCCGGAUGAAGCGGAACGAGAUGACUUGCUGGAGUAUAUUUGGUGCCAAGCUGCCCUCAGAAAUGACUGGGAAAACGUCAACCUUGAUUAUCCAAUGGAGACUUGCAAGAGCCUGACUUUUUGUCAGUUGUUUGACCUUCUUAACAUGUCUGGUGAUCUGGACCUGAUUCUGCCCCUUGAUAGAUUGCUCUCCAGCAGCAAACUCGGCCCUCUGUCUGAGAGCAAAUCUUUCAAGUAUGUUGUUCAAUAUUUUUAUGAACAUGUGUCCACAACUACUGAAUGCAUGUAAAUCUAUUGUCGAAAUAAAAUAAUAUUUUUUCUAAAGGUUC
Molecule: messenger RNA, 3667 nt
Organism: Cloeon dipterum
Lineage: Eukaryota; Metazoa; Arthropoda; Insecta; Ephemeroptera; Baetidae
Gene: Nup133
Product: nuclear pore complex protein Nup133
Exons: 19
Coding region: 121-3627 (1168 amino acids)
Biological process (GO): protein import into nucleus; poly(A)+ mRNA export from nucleus; transcription-dependent tethering of RNA polymerase II gene DNA at nuclear periphery
Cellular component (GO): nuclear pore outer ring
Molecular function (GO): protein binding; structural constituent of nuclear pore
Source: RefSeq, a predicted model, not a curated record